This is a messenger RNA of Ahaetulla prasina, 1929 nucleotides long. Its product is annotated as kelch-like protein 41a. The coding region runs from base 1 to 1929 and encodes 642 amino acids. NCBI's taxonomy places the organism in Eukaryota, Metazoa, Chordata, Lepidosauria, Squamata, Colubridae. Gene Ontology annotation, molecular function: protein binding. The transcript is spliced from 4 exons. The record is from RefSeq and is a predicted model, not a curated record.
AUGGAUCCAUCAGAAGAAGAUGAGGCCAACGAUGAACAGCCGGAGGCGGCCGUGUCUCUCAAAGCUUGUUUCAGCCAAGGUCUGAAGCAUCUGCAUCACCGGCCGGAACUCUGCGAUGCCACUUUGAUCGCCGGAGGGAAGAGGUUCCCUUGCAACAGGGCCCUCUUGGCCUCCAUCAGCCCCUACUUCCAGGCUGUCUUCACAAGCGGCUUCAAGGAGUCCCAGGAUGGGGAGGUCCUUCUGGAGGACAUGGACCCCUCCGUCCUCCAGAAUCUCUUGGGCUACCUCUACUCAGGGGAGCUGGUGUUCAGUCCUGGAAGCGCUGAGGAUCUCUUCAUUGCGGCCAGUCGGCUCCAGCUCAGCCCAGCGCUGAUGCUCAUCAGCAGAUUCCUGAUGGAGAGGAUCUCCCCGGAGAACUGCCUUCGCCUUUACAUGCUGGGCCACGAUCACAACCACCCCGCCCUGCUGCACGGGGCGCUGCGCUACCUGGCUCUCCACUUUGGCCUUCUCUUUGAACACCGGGACUUCCUGAAGCUCGACCUGAGGGCCCUGACCUGCAUCCUCUCCUCGGACCACCUGGUGGUGGCCUCAGAGAUGGAGAUCUUCCAGGCCGCGCAGCGAUGGGUGAGGGCUGAGCCCAGCAAGCGCCUUCCGGAGCUGAAGAUGCUGCUCGGGUGCGUUCGCUUCACCCUCCUGUCUCAGGAGGAGGUUGCCCAGGUGCAGGCGGAGGCAGAACUGCUGGGUCAGCAGCUGGAGGUCCGGUGGCAGGACCUGGAUGGGGCAGGGAGGCUGCAGGUGAACGGAGGGCUCCGCCGGGGCAUGUACCAGGAGAAGAUCGUCUGCAUCAAAGUGCCCCGUCUGAGGGACAUCCUCUCGGUCAGCGAAGACAUGGACUGCUACAUGGAGUGCCUGAAUCCGACCAGCGGAUCCAGGACAAAGCUUCCAGCCUUGGAACUGGUGUCCCUCCCCGGCUGCUCCGUGCUGGACCAGAGGCUCUAUAUCUCUGGAGGGAAACACGCUGAUGGCUCCUAUUCCUCUGCGCUGCACGAGUACAACUCUCUGGCCGACCGCUGGACCCAGCUCCCUGCCAUGUCAACGCCCCGCUCCGUCCACAUGUUCUUAACCUGCAAGCAGAAGCUUUUCGCCCUGAGCGGCUGGAACGAUGCCGGUCCCCUGGCCUCGGCGGAGAGCUUUGAUGUGGCCCAGCAGCUGUGGGCCUCCAUCGCCAGCCUGCCCAUUGUCCUGCGCUUCUCCGCCUCCGCGCCGUACAAAAACAAGCUCUACUUAAUAGGGGGCGACGCUGACUCUGAUGAAGUGGUCUACAAGGGCCUCCUUAUCUACGACACCCACCUGGAUACCUGGGCGCAGGUGCCACUCGAGUUUAGUCUCCAUGGGGCAGCCGCUGUCACCAUGGAGGCCGGGAUCUGUGUCAUCGGAGGCUUCUUUUCCAGGAAGGUCACCCAACCGUACCCCAACCGGAGGUUCAGCCAACUUCUUCCUUGCACCGCGAAAUGUUUCUUCAUGCAGGAAGAUGGCAUCAUAAGCAGAGAGGUGGCCAUCCCUUCCCUGCCCUUGCCCCUUGCGUUUGCUGGCGCCACUUCCUUCCAAGGGAGGAUUUACGUGAUUGGCGGCGUCUGCACCUCCAGAACCCACGACGCCAUCUACCACUGGCAACCCGGCGAAGCCGCCUGGACCCAGUACCCAGAGAACCUCACCAGCCAAGGAACGAUUGUGCGCAGAGUGCUCAAGUGUGUGACCCUGAAGGUGCCAAUACCCAAGCUGAGGGCCCUCACACAAGAGACCUCGGCAAGCCGGGUGGCUGUUGGGAUAGAAGACCCCCAGCUCUCCUUGGAGAAGAGUGAAGAGGAGCAGCCGCCUCCUUCUCCUGACCUGGUACCACAGAGACCCUCAACCGGUGGGCAGUUGUAG